Cuscuta epithymum is the source of this 4235-nucleotide messenger RNA. The record is from the annotation of a GenBank genome assembly. Lineage: Eukaryota; Viridiplantae; Streptophyta; Magnoliopsida; Solanales; Convolvulaceae.
AAUCUCCCUGAUCUGACCCUGACUACAAUGGGUCACACGUAUAUACGGAGUAUGAUUUAAUUCAUGUAUAGUUUUAUUAUUAUAUGUUAUCUUAUUAUUGCUCAUAUUGUUGAAAAAGUCAUCUCACACACACGAACAUUAGAUAUGAAAUUAAAAACCAAAAUAUAUUUAAAAUUUCAAAUUACACAUUUAUUUGGUUAAACGUUUAAAUGAAACUUUCAAGUCUUAAUAUAAUAUACCAUCUGUUUUAGCAAUUUUUGUGCUAAUUCAAACAAUCAAAUAGAUAAAUAAUUGGGCUACGUACAAGAAUUAUAUCUAGCUAUCAAGAAAUAAAAUAUAAGAAAUUACAAUGAUGAUCAAUGAUAGAGCUUUUUUGUGUUUAGCUAAAUGCAAAUUAUGUAAUUCCUCUCCCUUUGCUCCACUUUAGACCUUUGCUUUUAUAGACAAUAGUGGAUAGAUUUUCUUCCGAUUCUUUUGCCCACUUCUAACUACCCAUCAUAAUCGGCUCCUAUUUUUGCUGGAUUUGGGAGUUAGUUCUUUGACCUUUUCACUAAGCUCCUCUUUUAUUUAGCCGGACAUAUUUAUCUGAUGGUGUGGCUUGCUGGACUGGAUCAACUAACUUUAUAUUUGAUCAUGGGCCGAACCUUUGUUUAAUCCGUCAAUUAUUUCGUGGCCCAACAAUUGCCCCCUUUCGAGAAGUUGAGGCGUAUGGGCGCACAUGCCAACUCAUUAAGCAUCAACUUUUCGAAAUAUUGGAAGAACCUACAUUUGUCCUCCUCAAAUAUUGCACAUGUCAACUCGUCAUCAGUUUGACAAAACAUGUCAUCAACCCGUCACGCGUCGGGACGCUUCCGUCAACUCGUCAUUUGUCUGAGGAGAUGCUUCUGUCAACCAGUCACUCGUCUGACGAGACGCUUUCCUCAACUCGCCAUUUGUCCGACAAGACGCUUCUAUCAACGUGUCUCUCGUUUGACGAAACACUUUCUUCAACCUGUCAAUCCUCAGAUAAGACGCUUCCGUCAACUUGUCACCUUCCUUGCAAGUAGUUUUUAAUCGAAUCCGUCUCGUUGACUGAAGCAACGAAGAACGAAGGCUGAUCUCCUAUGCUCUUCCUCCAAAUCUAGGUAGUGCCGACGAGUUGAAACUUCGUCCAGAUGACGAGUUGGAUUGUAUGAACUUGACUCAUAUCCUGCAAAAACUUUAAAUAAUGUUACGUUUUUCGUUUGUACUAUCUCCUUAUGUUGGAGCAUGUGCUUCUGUUGUGUAGUUCUAUAUUUUUUGUUGUUGGUGCGUUGUCACAUAUGUUUUGGUUGCACGCGCGUUGUCAUAUAUGUUUUGGUUGCACGUGCGGGGUCAUAUACGUGUGUAGGUUUUGGCCAAAAAAUAUAUAUGUUGUAAGGGCCGGCUGGGACUGUUAUCCAUGAUCUUCUCAUGGGCAGCCCAGCCCUUUCCCAUUUGAUGUUAGUGUAUAAUAUGUAACUGGCAUGAGCAUGGUUGAAAUCUUAGUUGCCUCGGUAACUGCUUGAUCUUGUGCUUCGAGAUAGUCCUGCAUCCAUAAAAACCGUCGAAGCUGGUCGUUGGCUUUGGGCCAACGGCCCUCUGAUGAUUAAGUCAGUAAAAGCAAUGAAUAUAUCUUGAAGUGGAAAUGUAUACUCUACACCGAAUACGUCACAACUUUCUAUGAACAACAUGACCACAUAAUAUUUCCAUAAAGGAUCCAAAAUUUAUUGAACUCAAGCUUAGAAAUGAGAUAAGUUACUGAGAUUAAAACAUGCACAAAAAAUAAUUCAAAGGAAAUGCACAAAUUGAACAUGACGCUUUAACAGAUUCGUCGUACUCGAUACGUCAUUGUUUUCUAAAUGAACUUACAAGGACCUGUGACGUAUUAAAGCAACUUACUGAUGGUGCUUCAUUGAACUUGGCGUCUCGUUUGGUUUUCUGUACUCAAAACGUUGUUAGGGUUGGUCGUUGGCCUUAAGCCAACGGCCCUCCGAUGAUUAAGUAAGUGAUCGUUUAUAGAUAAAUGAAAAUAAUAGAUUAAGAAUAUGUAUACCAAUCUAGAUAAGUUAUCACCAUAACAUGUCUACCGUAGGACGAUAUGCCCCCCUUCUGACGAUUUCAAUCAUUUCGUCACUUAUCACGAAAGUGACUCGUCACAGAAAUGACUCGUCACGGAAGUGACUCGUCACCGAAGUGACUCGUCACGAAAGUGAUUCGUCAUCAAAGUGAUUCGUCAUCAAAAUGAUUCGUCACGAAAGCGAUCCGUCACAGAAAUGACUCGUCACGGAAUUGAUGACAAUAUGCGAAAGAAAGUAACAAACUAAAAAUGAAACAACUUUUACGGGUACCGUAUUGCAGCUCUUUAGAAUCUGUCUAUCAUCGGACGAUGUGCCCCCCGUCCGAGAUAUCAAUCACUUUGUCUUGUUCAUCUCGUCAUGGAAUGACGACUCGUUCCUCGGGUCUUGAAUAAGGUUUCCCAGACUUGUAAUCAUGCCUCCUAUGAGAUUCUGAUUUCCCGUGCCCCCAUUCAUGCUCAACAUGUCCAAGACGGGAUCGUAAGUCUUCUUCUAGACGGAUGAAAGCCAACGCCUUUGCUUGGACAUCUUCGAAGGAUCGACAAGGGUAUUUCGUCAGUUCUCGGUAUAGCUCUGAAUCUUCAUAUAAACCUCUUCUGAAUGCCUCAAUGACGGUAGAGACGUCACAUUUUGGGAUCGACACCUUCCUUACGUUGAAUCUGUGCAAAUAAUCUCUAAGUGAUUCACCAUGCCUCUGUUUGUUCCGGUCUAACGGAGACAGUCGACAUCACUUGCUUAUAUCGCGCGACAUGUUCUCCAGGAUCCGUGGUUCCGUCAAAUGGCUCCAUGGUUUGUACGUCAAAUUUAUUCGGCAGCUGGACACGAAUGAUCGAAGCAUCAAAAGGUGAAUCUUCAUAACACGUUCGUGAUGCUCUUUCCAAGGGCGGGGGUACCCCUGGCAAUCCGUUGAUCUUGUCCUGCAUCUGACGCACUUGCUCCAUCAACAUGGACAUCUGAUCUGUUACGGCUGGGUGGAUUGGUAUUGGGAUAGAAGACGUUGGUCCUACCAUCUGGGUGACUUCAGGACGGGUUGGUGACGGGAUGAAAUUCACUUCGGGGCGUUGCUCUGGAAGCGUCGACGCUGAUGUCGUGACAGGUCUGCCAAAGCGUUCCGUUAGAGGCUCUAGAAAUGAUACACUAGGCUCAUUCCGUCUGGCGUACUGCAUGAAACUUGAUGAACCAGGCUCCCCACAAGUUCUGCUCCUGUAAUGAGGAAUUGACGGCUCUGUCGGGGUAGAGGACAGAGUCGUCGUAGGUAUGCAUCGGGUCGACGAAUAUAUGCCAGAUCCAUUUGAUCUGACCCGAAGGGAUUCCGGGGAAAAGCAAGCCGGAAUAUUGACUAGUGGUGUAGGUGACAGACCUAGCGUGAGGGAGACGGGAUCCGUCACUGUUGCAGGUGGAUCCGUCGAUGUUGCGGAUGGAUCCGUCGCUGUUGCUGGCGGAUCCGUCGCUGGUAGGGAGGAUCCGAGAUCUAACCUUGUUGCAGCAGUCAUUGUGUCACUCCUCCGAUUGAGCCUCGAGUUUGAAGCUAUCGAGACUACAGCUUGUACCUGGGAGCGAAGUACGUCGUUCUCGCGUUGAAGAUGGGACAUCUUCUCCGCCAUCUCACGCCGGAUUUCCUCCCGGACCGUCUCGAGCUGCUCAUGGAAUUCAAUUAACAGCUGAUUCGUUCCUGCCAUAAUUGAUUUCUUUCUUGCACGAUGCCCCACGGUGGGCGCCAAAUUGUUUUAGCAAUUUUUGUGCUAAUUCAAACAAUCAAAUAGAUAAAUAAUUGGGCUACGUACAAGAAUUAUAUCUAGCUAUCAAGAAAUAAAAUAUAAGAAAUUACAAUGAUGAUCAAUGAUAGAGCUUUUUUGUGUUUAGCUAAAUGCAAAUUAUGUAAUUCCUCUCCCUUUGCUCCACUUUAGACCUUUGCUUUUAUAGACAAUAGUGGAUAGAUUUUCUUCCGAUUCUUUUGCCCACUUCUAACUACCCAUCAUAAUCGGCUCCUAUUUUUGCUGGAUUUGGGAGUUAGUUCUUUGACCUUUUCACUAAGCUCCUCUUUUAUUUAGCCGGACAUAUUUAUCUGAUGGUGUGGCUUGCUGGACUGGAUCAACUAACUUUAUAUUUGAUCAUGGGCCGAACCUUUGUUUAAUCCGUCAAUUAUUUCGUGGCCCAACA